This is a messenger RNA of Hyla sarda, 1397 nucleotides long. It is a transcript of the gene LPAR2, whose product is annotated as lysophosphatidic acid receptor 2. The transcript has 3 exons. Gene Ontology annotation, cellular component: membrane. Gene Ontology annotation, molecular function: lysophosphatidic acid receptor activity. The coding region runs from base 330 to 1397 and encodes 355 amino acids. The record is from RefSeq and is a predicted model, not a curated record. Gene Ontology annotation, biological process: G protein-coupled receptor signaling pathway. Lineage: Eukaryota; Metazoa; Chordata; Amphibia; Anura; Hylidae.
ACAGACAGAGCGGACAGAUCCCAGGUAUACCGGACAGACAGAGCGGACAGAUCCCAGGUAUACCGGACAGACAGAGCGGACAGAUCCCAGGUAUACCGGACAGACAGAGCGGACAGAUCCCAGGUAUACCGGACAGAACUUGCGGAGACUGGGACCUGAUCGGCGCCGAGAUUGUACAGAAACCAGGAUCUGAUCACCUACAUACAGCCCUCCCGAUCUGAUCACCUACAUACAGCCCUCCCGAUCUGAUCACCUACAUACAGCCCUCCCGAUCUGAUCACCCCCGAUCUGCUCCCGGGAUUGUACCAUCUACCAGGAUCCAUCACACGAUGAUCACAAUGUUCGGUUUUACAGACCCUCUUAAAAUGAAGCAUUGUUACUUCAAUGAAAGUAUCGGCUUCUUCUACAACAACAGCGGGAAAGACCUUACGUCGGAAUGGAGGCCGAAGGACAUUCUGGUGGUUGCCCUGGGACUUACCGUGUGCGUCUUCGUGCUCCUGACCAACAUCAUGGUCAUCACGGCCAUCGUAAUAAACAAGAGAUUCCACUAUCCCAUCUACUAUCUUUUGGGGAACCUGGCGGCUGCAGAUCUAUUUGCUGGAGUAGCCUACAUGUAUCUCAUGUUCCAUACCGGUCCAAGGACUAAAAGCCUAACUGUGAAAACCUGGCUCCUCCGACAGAGUCUACUAGAUACCAGCCUCACAGCCUCGGUGGCCAACCUACUGGCCAUAGCUGUAGAGCGGCACCAGACGGUCUUUGCCAUGCAGCUCCACAGCAAGAUGUCCAACCAACGCGUCUGCAUCCUCAUUGCCUGCAUCUGGCUUGCGGCCUUGUUGCUGGGCCUCAUCCCAUCUUUUGGGUGGCAUUGUAUUUGUAACAUUGAGACAUGUUCGCACAUGGCCCCACUCUACAGCCGGAGUUAUCUUAUCUUCUGGGCAGUAUCCAACUUGGUAGCAUUUCUCAUCAUGAUGGUGGUAUACAUGCAUAUCUUUGUCUACGUCAAGAGAAAGAUGGCCAGGAUGUCCAGACACACGUCUUUCCACCCCAAGUACCGGGAGACCAUGAUCAACUUGAUGAAGACCGUGUUUAUCAUAUUAAGUGCCUUUGUGAUCUGCUGGACUCCAGGCCAAAUUGUUCUCCUUCUGGACGGCUUGGGGUGCAAAAGCUGCAAUGUCCUGGCUGUUGAGAAAUACUUCCUGCUCCUCGCUGAGAUCAACUCCGUCAUCAAUCCCAUCGUGUACUCCUACAGAGACAAUGAGAUGAGGGCUACCUUUAAGCAGAUCCUUUGCUUCUGCUGCAAUCGAGGGUCCAAGUACUCACCUUCCGUCAAGUCAACGAAUACGGAGAGGAGAAUAUUGGCUGACAAUGGACAUAUGGUUCGGGAUUCCACACUAUAA